ACAAAGCAAAAGAAGUAUACAACAAUAAUGCAAAAAUUAGUAAAGAAAAGGCUAGUGACAGUGAGUCAGUGGUAACAGUAAACAGCUUCCAAAGUGAACAUGAAGAGUGGAGAAAAAUGACAAAAUUGGAAAAAUAUAAAGCCUAG
This is a messenger RNA of Diversispora eburnea, 146 nucleotides long. The record is from the annotation of a GenBank genome assembly. Lineage: Eukaryota; Fungi; Glomeromycota; Glomeromycetes; Diversisporales; Diversisporaceae.